UAGAGGGGAAAGUCUUGCGUGCAUGGCAGGGACGCUUUGCCUGGACAGUCUACGAGUGAAGGUGAGAGUCCGAGUCUGAUUAUGCUGUGGAUUCCGGAACCUUGGGCUAUCAGCUGUCUCAGCUCAGAUACACUACUUCUACUUGCCAGCGCCCGUGCUUUCCAUUUAUUCGGUCAAAAUGAUGGAUAUAUUUAUGCUCCAACAGAUCAUUGCAAGGAUGCAAACCCGACACAUAAGUUGCAGUCGCAUUGGCGGAGAAUUACGAUGGCGCGGCUCCGACCAACGUACAUAUGGAUGCAAUUUCAGAAUCUCGUGGUCGAGGUCUCAUUAAUAAGGCAUACAGUCGAACCACAAGUCCGCGCGAUUCAUUCCUGUUCCUUCACCGUGCCACCGUGGCCCAGAUAGAUGGAAGCACCUCUCAGCACGAAUGAGUUACAGCCAUCUGGGGUUCAUGCCUCUCGGUCACUUUUCAUCAUGUGUGUGCUCAGACAGCAGAACUCCGCAAUCAGCUGUCUGGGCAUCAAAGACUGGGUUGAUUGCUAGACGUUCUUGCGGAUAAUUUGAGCUUGCCACUUGGUGCAAGUGUGGGCGGGCGGUUCACUGACUUCCAGUAGUGACACAACAAGAAACGGGUUUGUCUACAUAAGCCUCGUCUUAAGUAUACUUUGAAACACCAUAACUUAAAUAAAU
Messenger RNA from Suillus subalutaceus, 690 nucleotides. RefSeq lists its product as uncharacterized. The transcript has 3 exons. The coding region runs from base 82 to 405 and encodes 107 amino acids. The record is from RefSeq and is a predicted model, not a curated record. NCBI's taxonomy places the organism in Eukaryota, Fungi, Basidiomycota, Agaricomycetes, Boletales, Suillaceae.